Molecule: messenger RNA, 1037 nt
Organism: Schizophyllum commune H4-8
Lineage: Eukaryota; Fungi; Basidiomycota; Agaricomycetes; Agaricales; Schizophyllaceae
Exons: 1
Coding region: 194-757 (187 amino acids)
Source: RefSeq, a predicted model, not a curated record
GCACUUUGUUGCAUCCUUUGACUGUAAAUUACAAGCUAUAAACUAUAGGGCAUGAUGCAUCGUCUGAUGCAACAUCCCACUACGAAUCCGCCUACACUACUGGCCUCUCGGCCAUUGCCGAGCAGGCCAUUGCCGUCGUCGUCGCCGGAAACCCGCCGCCAUCGCGCACGAUGCGCUCGUCGUCGUCGUCCCGAUGCCCGCUCCCCGACGCGCACCCACGUGCCGCCCGCCGCCCGACCCGACCUUUCCCACGCCCUUCGCGCGCGCCACGUCCUCCCGCCCUCCGCCACCCCGACGCGCGCGCUCGACGCGUUCCCACGGUGCGCUCGCCGCGCCAUCGCUCGCGGUCGCGGUCGCACGUGCACUCGCGAGCUCACCGCUCCCGUGCGCGCUCUCGGCAAAUGCCGAAAGCACGCCGAAACGCGGUCCGCGCCGCGAGCACGCACGCGCUCCCCUCCACGCGCGCCGGCCGUCGGGCUGCGCGUACUCGGCGAAUGCCGAGUGCGCGAGCUCGCCCGUCGGAGAGCGCUGCCCCUCACCCCCGCUCACCCGACUAGAGCACGCACCGCGAGCUGCUCGCUCGCGCGAGUACCUCGUGUAUCGGGGCGACCCGUCGCCCAUCGCCGCGGCUAUCACAGAUGCGGCGUGUGCUCCACGAGCGCCUGUGCGUGAGACAUCGCAGGCGAACGCGAGGCGUGGCGCGCACGAGAUGCAAUGCCGUCAUCGCCGUAGCGACGACGACAACACGCCCUCGUGAGGGCAGCGGCCACGAUGUGGUUGCCAUGACAACCACAUGGGUGCUGCGAGCAGCGGGCCAGGCUCGUCGGGGUGGGGUGGGGUGAGGAGCGGGGCCGGCACGCGAAUAUGGCGGUCGGUGGUCAGGUGGGGUGGGGUACAGCCUAGAGCGCUGUUGAGCACCGGCGUUGUUGAACACAUGCGGUGACGUGGCGGUGCGGGUGGUGGUCGCGAGGAAGAGGGAAGAGAAGAGAGAAGGGGAGAGGAGGGGGGUGGAGAGGAAGAGAGGAGAGCGGGCGUUC